Messenger RNA from Gastrolobium bilobum, 1734 nucleotides. Its product is annotated as beta-fructofuranosidase, insoluble isoenzyme CWINV6-like. Gene Ontology annotation, molecular function: hydrolase activity, hydrolyzing O-glycosyl compounds. Gene Ontology annotation, biological process: carbohydrate metabolic process. The record is from RefSeq and is a predicted model, not a curated record. Lineage: Eukaryota; Viridiplantae; Streptophyta; Magnoliopsida; Fabales; Fabaceae.
AUGAAGAUCUUUGUAGCGCUACUAUUUCCUGUGUUAUUUCAUUUUCUGCUGAACAGUGGAAAUGGAAUUGAAGCAUCCACACAUAGCAAUGAUUAUAUCAAGUACAGGGUACCUGAAAAACAACCUUACCGAACUUCUUAUCACUUUCAGCCCCCACAGAAUUGGAUGAACGAUCCAAAUGCACCAAUGUACUACAAAGGUGUUUACCACCUUUUCUACCAACAUAAUCCUUAUGCAGCAACCUUUGGUGAUAGGAUUGUGUGGGCUCACUCUGUAUCCUAUGAUCUCAUCAAUUGGAUUCAUCUGAAUAAUGUUCUUGAACCAAGUGAACCCUUUGACAUCAACAGCUGCUGGUCAGGUUCAGCUACUAUGCUCCCAGGGGAAGAACCUGUUAUUUUAUAUACAGGGAUUGAUAAUAAUAAACAUCAAGUUCAGAACUUAGCUAUGCCAAAGAAUCUAUCAGACCCCUUCUUAAUGGAAUGGACCAAACACCCUCAAAACCCUGUCAUGACUCCACCUAGUGGAGUUGAAGUGAAUAAUUUCAGAGAUCCAUCAACUGCUUGGCAGGGAAAAGAUGGAAAAUGGAGGGUAGUCAUUGGUGCUCAAAAUGGUGAUGAAGGGAAGGCGAUUCUUGAUCAAAGUGAGGAUUUUGUUAAUUGGACAGUGGAUCCAAAUCCUUUCUUUGCAUCAGAUAAAACUGGAGUUUGUGAAUGCCCAGACUUUUUUCCUGUGUACAUCAAUAGCACAAAUGGGGUGGAUACUUCUGUUCAAAAUCCGAAUGUCAGGCAUGUCUUGAAGAUAAGCUAUUUAAGCAGACAACAUGACUACUAUUUUCUUGGUAAAUAUGACUCCGAUCAGGAAAACUUUAUUCCUGAUAUUAAAUUCACAGGAACUAGUUUGGACUUAAGAUAUGACUAUGGUAACUUUUAUGCUUCCAAGUCAUUUUUUGACUAUGCCAAGAACAGAAGGAUAUUGUGGGGCUGGGUGAAGGAGUCUGACACCACACAAGAUGAUAUUGAGAAAGGAUGGGCAGGUUUACAGUCAAUUCCAAGGCAAGUUUGGCUUGAUAAAAGUGGGAAGCGAUUGAUGCAGUGGCCAAUUGAAGAGGUUGAAAAACUACGUGACAAGCAAAUCAGUUUAACAGGAGAGAAACUCUUUGGUGGAUCAAUUAUUGAAGUCUCAGGUAUCACUGCAUCACAGGUUGAUGUGGAAGUGUUGUUUGAGCUACCUGAACUAGAAAAUGCUGAGUUGCUAGAUCCCAGUGGAGUUGAUCAACUACUCUGUAGCCAAGAAAAUGCAUCAAGAAGUGGCAUAAUAGGACCAUUUGGUUUGUUAGCUUUAGCUUCAGAGGAUCUCAAAGAACAGACUGCAAUCUUCUUCAAAAUAUAUAGAGCUCACAAUAGAUAUGUUUGCCUUAUGUGCAGUGACCAGAGCAGGUCUUCAUUGCGGCAAGACCUUGAUAAAACAACAUAUGGAACUAUCUUCGACAUAGAUCCCAAUCUCAAAACGAUUUCACUUAGAAGCUUGAUUGACCACUCUAUUAUUGAGAGUUUUGGAGAAGAAGGGAGAGUUUGCAUCACUAGUAGAGUUUAUCCUUCAUUGGCUAUAGACAAAGAUGCCCAUCUUUAUGUAUUUAACAAUGGAAACCAGGGUGUGCUGAUCUCAAAACUUAAUGCUUGGAGCAUGAAGCAAGCGGAGUUAGGCCUCGAGGGAAAUAAUAUAAGCUGUAACUAA